Paramecium sonneborni is the source of this 2798-nucleotide messenger RNA. Lineage: Eukaryota; Ciliophora; Oligohymenophorea; Peniculida; Parameciidae. The record is from the annotation of a GenBank genome assembly.
AUGGAAGAGUAUCAAUGUAGAUAUGUAAAUCAUGAAAAAGAAGAAAUCAUUGGCUUCUGUAUGAAUAAAUUAUGUCAGGAAAUACCAUAAUAUUGUUAGGAAUGCCUAAUAUUUAGGCAUUAAGACCAUAAAGAAGAUUGUCUUAAUUUCUCUAUUUUGUCAGAGUAAAUAAAUAAAAAUAUAAUGAAUCUGAAAUCAUAAAGUUAAUAAUUAUUUGAAGCUAAUAAUAAAUUAGGGUUUAUGUUUGAAAUCUUUUUCAAAUAGAUGGAUACUUAAAUUUUAAAACUGUAUGAUAUAGAUAAAUAAUUAAGUAAUAAAGAAUAUUUAUCAUUUAAAUAAUAAUUAACAUAUCUUCAAUAGUUCCAUUCAGGUGAGAAUGCUAACAAAUAUAGUAAAACAUUUAUAAAUAUUAUUUAGGUACAUUAUUAGAUUUAUAGAAUUAAAUUUUAAAAGUUAUGGAAAAUAUUGUAAAGCAGAAUGAUCAAAAGGAAAUCAAACAUAAAGAAUAAGAAACAGAAACCAAUUAGAUAUAAAAAAAGACUGAAAACUUUGAGAUAUUAAAUAACGAUUAGGAAAUUAUUUAGAGUUAAGUUAUUUUUGAGAAUGGUAAAGAAUUAUGAAAUUAAGCAGGCAAACAAUUAACUUACGAGGAAAAGUACUAAGAUGCAUUAAAAUUAUUCGAUAAAGCUUUAAUGAAAGAUCCAAAAAAUGAAGAAAUAUAAAUAUGGAAAGGUAUAAAUCAUUAUUUAUUAUUAAAGGAUAAGUCUUAAUUUAUUUAGAAAGAUUUUAAGAAGCCAAUUUAUCCUAUGAUUAAAGUCUUUAAUUAAAUUAAAAAAGUUUUUUAAUACUGAAUAAUAAAGGUAAUUAUGCUUAAAAGGAAAUAUUAUAGGAACAGUGUUAAAUGAUUUAAAAAAAUAUUAAGAAGCUAUUUAAUGCUACGAUGAAGCCAUUAAACUCAAUCCAUAUGAUAGCAAAGUAUUUUGUAAUAAAGGUAUUUAUAAUGUGUAGAUUUUUCAAUAGGAUUGGCAUUAAAAAAUCUAAAAUAAUAUGAAGAAUCUAUAUAAUGUUAUGAUAAAUCUAUUUAGUUAAAUAUAAAAAAUGAUACAGCUUUCAACAAUAAAGGUAUUAAUAAUUUUUAAUUUUAGGAACAACUUUAGUAAGUUUGAAAAGAUUUUAAGAAGCUAUCGAAUGUUUUGAUAAAGCUAUUUAAUUAAAUCCAUUAAAUGACUCAGCUUUAAACAAUAUGGGUAUUUAUUGUUGAAUUAAUUUUAUUUUUAGGAUUAGCAUUAAUAUAACUCAGCAGAUAUGAUGAAGCUCUCAAAAAUAUCGAAAAAGCACUAUAAUUAAAUCAAAAAAGUCAUAUAGCAUUAGAAAACAAAGGUUAUUUUAGAUAAUAAUUAAUUUCAAUAGGAAGUGUAUUACACUAAUUGUAAAGAUACUAAUAAGCAAUCGAAUGUUAUGAUAAAGCCAUCCUACUAAAUCCAAACAGUGAUUAAGCAUAUUUAAAAAAAGGUAUUUGUUUCUCAAAUAUAUAUUUAAAAGGAGUAACCUUAAUUAGCUUAAAAAAAUAUUCAGAAGCAAUAGAAUAUAUUGAUAAAUCUAUUCAACUGAAUCCAAAGAAUGAUUAAGCAUUAUGUUCAAAAGGUAUUUCAUAGUUUUAUGGAUUAUAUAAGGAUAAGCGUUAUAAGGCUCAUUAAGAUAUUAGGAGGCUAUUUAAUGCUAUGAUUUAGCUAUUUAAUUUAAUCCAAAUGAUGAAUUUAUAAUAAUCUCUAAAGGUUUUAUAUAUAUUAGAUUAUUUAUUAGGUUAAGCAUUAGGAAAGUAAUAAAAAUACGAAAAAGCAAUUUAAUGUUUUGAUAAAGCAAUUUAGUUAAAUUAAAAUAAUUUUGAAAUACUUGAAUAAAAAGGUAUAAAUAUAUUUAAAAUUAAUCUAAAUAGGAUGCAUGUUAAUUGAAUUCAGAAAAUAUUAAGAAGCAAUUGAUUGUUUUAAUAAAGCAAUUAAAUUAAAUCCUAAAUCAGAAAAUGCAUUGUGCAAUAAAGGUAUUUAUUUAACAUUUUAACAAUAAAGGAGCAGCAUUAAUAAAUUUAUAAAAAAAUUAAGAAGCUAUAAAAUGUUUAGAUGAAGCAAUCAAAUUAAAUCCUUAGAAUGCUUCAGCUUUAAACAACAAAGGUAUAUAUUAUAAUAAUUUUUACAGGAUCAGCAUUAAAUAAUUUAAGAAGAUACAAUGAAGCUAUUGAAUAUUGCGAUAAAGCUAUUAAAAUAGAUCCUAAGAAAGACAUGGCAUAUUUAAACAAAGGUAUAAUUAUAAUAACAAUAAUAAAGGAUUAGCGUUACUAUAUAAAGACAACAUUAAAUAGGCCAUUGAAUAUUUCGAUAAAGCACUUCAAUUGAAUCCCAAAAAUGAUUUAGCGUUUUACAAUAAAGGUUCUUUUUAAUUUUAUUAUUUUUAUUUAGGAUCAGCAUUAUUGAAUUAGCAAAAAUAUGCAGAAGCAAUAGAAUGUUUUGAUAAAUCAAUUCAAUAUAAUCCAUAAGAUGAUAGUGUAUAUCAUAACAAGGGUAUUAAUUAUAUUCAAAUUUUUAAUUAAGGAGAAGCAUUAAUUAAUUUAGGAAAAUAUAAAGAAGCCAUUAAUUGUUUUGAUAAAUCAAUUGAAUUAAAUCCAAAUGAUUUUUCUGGAUACGACUCUAAAGGCAUUUAUUAAAUUUAACUUUCUUAAAAUAGGUAUGGCAUUAUUCAAUCAGCAAAAAUUUAAGGAAGCUAUUGAAUGCUUUGAUAAAGCAACUAAAUUGAAUCCAAUAGUA